Anoplopoma fimbria (sablefish) is the source of this 5049-nucleotide messenger RNA. RefSeq names its product ATPase phospholipid transporting 9B (gene atp9b). Gene Ontology annotation, cellular component: endosome; plasma membrane; trans-Golgi network. NCBI's taxonomy places the organism in Eukaryota, Metazoa, Chordata, Actinopteri, Perciformes, Anoplopomatidae. The transcript is spliced from 29 exons. The record is from RefSeq and is a predicted model, not a curated record. The coding region runs from base 6 to 3380 and encodes 1124 amino acids. Gene Ontology annotation, molecular function: ATPase-coupled intramembrane lipid carrier activity; ATP hydrolysis activity; magnesium ion binding. Gene Ontology annotation, biological process: endocytosis; phospholipid translocation; retrograde vesicle-mediated transport, Golgi to endoplasmic reticulum.
CCAAGAUGGCUGACAGCAUCCCUUUAAAUCCGGUACGGAAGAACUCGAGGAGAACUCCGUAUUACAACUCAGCCAGACUUUCAAGAUACUCCAUAGAAGAUGAGCCCUCUAACCUGGACGAGAUGCCUCUGAUGAUGUCGGAGGAAGGCUUUGAGAAUGAUGAGAGCGACUACCAGACGCUGCCCCGGGCCAGAGUCAACCAGAGGCAGAGAGGCCUCGGCUGGUUCCUCCUGGGAGGGUGGAAAGUCCUCUGUGGCAGCUGCUGUGACUGCCUGGCUCGCGUCUGUCGGAGGAGGAAGGAGCUGAAGGCCAGGACGGUUUGGCUCGGCUGCCCGGAGAAAUGUGAGGAGAAGUACCCCAAAAACGCCAUUAAAAACCAGAAGUACAACAUCUUCACCUUUGUGCCUGGGGUUCUCUACCAGCAGUUCAAGUUCUUCCUCAAUCUCUACUUCCUGGUAGUCUCCUGCUCCCAGUUUGUGCCGUCUCUGAAAAUCGGAUACUUGUACACGUACUGGGCACCUCUGGGUUUUGUGUUAACCGUUACGAUGGUGCGAGAGGCCGUGGAUGAAGUGCGCCGGUACCAACGUGACAAAGAGAUGAACUCUCAACUCUACAGCAAGCUCACAGUGCGAGGUAAAAUUCAAGUGAAGAGUUCAGACAUACAAGUUGGGGACCUGAUCAUCGUUGAUAAGAACCAAAGGAUUCCUGCAGACAUGAUAUUCAUGAGAACGUCGGAGAAAAAUGGUUCAUGUUUCAUCAGAACAGACCAGCUGGACGGAGAAACGGACUGGAAACUGAAGGUUGCUGUCGGCUGCACGCAGCAUCUUCCUGCAGUGGGGGAUCUCUUCUCCAUCAGCGCCUAUGUCUACGCCCAGAGGCCUCAGCUGGACAUCCACAGCUUCGAGGGGAACUUCACACGGGAAGACUCAGAUCCACAGGUCCAUGAGAGUCUGAGUAUUGAGAACACCCUUUGGGCCAGCACAGUCGUUGCAUCUGGCACGGUGAUCGGGGUGGUGAUCUACACAGGCAAGGAGACCAGAAGCGUUCUGAACACGUCCUAUGCCAAGAACAAGGUUGGCUUACUGGACCUCGAGCUGAACCGCCUCACCAAGGCCCUGUUCCUGGCCCAGGUGGUUCUGUCUGUUGUCAUGGUAGCAGUGCAGGGGUUUGUGGGCCCUUGGUUCCGCAACCUCUUCCGAUUCAUCGUGCUUUUCUCUUACAUCAUCCCCAUCAGCUUACGUGUAAACCUGGACAUGGGGAAGUCGGCCUACGGCUGGAUGAUCAUGAAAGACGAAAACAUCCCCGGGACAGUUGUGAGGACCAGCACCAUCCCAGAAGAACUAGGCCGGCUAGUUUAUCUGCUGACGGACAAGACGGGCACUCUGACACAGAACGAAAUGGUCUUCAAGCGGCUGCAUCUUGGAACAGUAUCCUAUGGCACUGACACCAUGGACGAGAUACAGAGCCACAUAGUCAGGUCAUAUGCACAGGUGACCUCCCAGCCCUCCAACGGCAGCACUAGUGCCGCCACUCCAUCACGGAAGAACCAGACGUCGGGCCCAAAAGUCCGCAAGAGCGUCAACAGUCGAAUCCACGAGGCGGUGAAGGCCAUCGCCCUGUGCCACAACGUCACACCCGUCUACGAGUCACACGCCAUCGUGAAUGGAGAGACGGAGUCCGCCGAAGCCGACCAGGACUUCAGUGAUGACAACCGCACGUACCAGGCCUCCAGCCCCGACGAGGUGGAGCUGGUGCGGUGGACGCAGAGCGUCGGCCUGACCCUGGUGAACAGAGACUUGACCUCCCUGCAGCUGAAGACUCCCUCUGGACAGAUUCUCUCCUUCCACAUCCUGCAGAUCUUCCCCUUCACCUCCGAGAGCAAGAGGAUGGGCAUCAUCGUCAGGGAGGAGUCGACAGGAGACAUCACUUUCUACAUGAAGGGCGCUGAUGUUGCCAUGGCGAGCAUCGUCCAGUACAACGACUGGUUAGAGGAAGAGUGUGGGAACAUGGCCAGAGAAGGCCUGAGGACGCUGGUGGUGGCCAAGAAGUCUCUGUCUGAGGAGCAGUAUCAGGACUUUGAGAACCGCUACAACCAGGCCAAGCUGAGCAUCCACGACCGAGGCCUGAAGGUUGCAGCCGUGGUGGAGAGCCUGGAGAGGGAGAUGGAGCUUCUCUGUCUGACCGGUGUGGAGGACCAACUACAAGCAGACGUCAGGCCCACACUGGAGCUGCUGAGGAACGCUGGCAUCAAGAUCUGGAUGCUGACGGGGGACAAGCUUGAGACUGCAACGUGUAUCGCCAAAAGCUCCCACUUGGUGUCCAGAAACCAGGACAUCCACGUCUUCAAACCGAUCUCGAGCAGAGGAGAGGCCCAUCUGGAGCUCAACGCCUUCAGAAGGAAACAUGACUGUGCUCUGGUCAUCUCUGGAGACUCCUUAGAGGUGUGCCUGCGGUAUUACGAGCACGAGUUCGUGGAGCUGGCGUGUCAAUGUCCGGCGGUGGUCUGCUGUCGCUGCUCCCCAACUCAGAAGGCCCAGAUCGUCACGCUCCUCAAGCAGCACACAGCCAACAGAACCUGUGCCAUAGGUGAUGGAGGAAAUGACGUCAGUAUGAUCCAGGCUGCAGACUGUGGUAUCGGCAUUGAAGGAAAGGAAGGGAAGCAGGCGUCACUGGCUGCAGACUUCUCCAUCACUCAGUUCAAGCACAUCGGUCGCCUGCUCAUGGUUCAUGGCAGGAACAGCUACAAGCGCUCCGCAGCGUUGGGUCAGUUUGUUAUGCACAGAGGCAUGAUCAUCUCCACCAUGCAGGCUGUCUUCUCCUCCGUAUUUUACUUUGCCUCUGUGCCCUUGUACCAGGGUUUCCUCAUGGUUGGGUAUGCCACCAUCUACACCAUGUUCCCCGUGUUCUCCCUGGUUCUGGACCAGGAUGUGAAGCCAGAUAUGGCUCUUCUCUACCCGGAGCUUUAUAAAGACCUCACCAAGGGGCGUUCGUUAUCUUUCAAGACUUUCCUCAUUUGGGUUUUGAUCAGUGUGUAUCAAGGCGGCAUCCUCAUGUACGGCGCUCUGGUGCUGUUUGAGUCCGAGUUCGUGCACGUGGUCGCCAUCUCCUUCACAGCGCUCAUCCUCACCGAGCUGCUGAUGGUGGCGCUGACCAUCCGCACCUGGCACUGGCUCAUGGUGGUGGCCGAGUUCUUCAGCCUGGGCUGCUACCUGGCCUCGCUCGCCUUCCUCAACGAGUACUUUGACUUGUCGUUCAUCACCACCUGGCCUUUCCUAUGGAAGGUGUCCGCCAUCACGUUGGUCAGCUGUCUUCCUCUCUACAUAAUCAAAUACCUGAAGCGCAAGUUCUCCCCACCGAGCUACUCCAAACUAUCCUCAUGAGCCCAACUUGGAUCACUGCGAUUAUGUUGGUUUUGUAGUGCUUCUUUGAGCUUUCAGCACUUUUCAUUUUGUAUUACUCACUGAUCCUCGGUGAUGGACCGGUAAGGAACCACUGGAACAAUCGCACAUAGAGAGACAUUAAUUGUUAUUUGGAUUAUGUCACUGAGACUUGGGAUUACUUGAAAACAAAAAACGGAGCACAUGGAGAAAAACACGACUAUUAAGGGAUGGAUUUAAUCACACAACAGAAGGGCAAAAUCGUGCAAACGACUGCACUUCCAACUUGACCCCAGUUCGUCGGAAAAAAGGGUCAAUCUGCCUUCUUUUUUUUUUUUAAAGCAUUUUAAACGAAUCUGCUUCAAAUGUAAUUUUAUAGAGUUUUGAUGCAUUUCUUUCAAUGUUUAGAUUUUUAUAUGUGGAGUUUGGAAUUUUUUUUAAAGUGUUUUUUUUUUUAUUCCAGGUAUUAUAAUAAUUACAGUUGCUGGCCUGCGUCUUUGAGCGGAGUUAAGUUGCUGUAAGGGAUACAAAAAAAAGAUCAUUUAUUUGAAUGUUUUUCUACGUUCCUGUAAAUAAAUAAAGCCUUUAAAUGCAGCAUUCAGUCAAUCCUGCCGUCAAUGUAAAACCUCACGGCGCUUAACUCCUUUAAAAUAAGAACAUUUACGAUGACAUUCACAAUGAAAAAUGCUGACGGGACUCGCUUCAAACCUCAAACGUUCAAAGCUUUGGGCCCUUUACAUUUUUAAGACGUCGAAUGACAUCAUCAAUCAUCAAUCAUCAUCAUCAUCCCGUAGUGUAAAACAAGCACUCCAUAGUGGCGUUUAGCGUUGUAUCGUCUGCAUAUUUGGCCUUGAUUACACUGCUACAUCUGCGACGAAGGUCGGUGGCCACCAGUCCUCCUGUUGGGAUGCGGCAGCUCGCUUUGUGCCUCAUUAUGUUUCUUUUUAUGUACUGAAGCUCUGUUAUGGUCACCUCUGCAUCCGGAUUUGAACUUCCAGAAGCAUGCAAACAUUUUAGGGAAGGUUAAAACUACUUUAAAAGUCACAACAAAGGAGCCUGAAUCACACAUGGCUGUUUUAUUUUUAGGCCUUUAUCGACAAUAAGACUCCCCAUGGGUUUCUGUAGCGGACGUUGACAUUCAGCUCUUUUCUUAAGGAGGAAUGAGUUUUAUCAUUCCCUCCACUUACUCUAAGUGUUGAAUAAAGAAAUCUUUUGAUUAUACAGCCCAGUAUACUUGAUGCAGUCUAGCUAUGUUUAUCAGUCAGGUUGUCAUCUCUUUGUGAUUCAUUGUUGAGUUAAACUCAGGUUGAUCAUUCCUAAACAUUGCUGUAUUAUUUAGACCAAAAUCGGGGCAACCAUACUGUAAAAUGUAGCUUCACUAAGAGAAAAAAUACCAGAAGUGGUUAUUUGGGUAAGAGUUGGUGCGACUGCGACACUUUAAUGCAAAUUGCAUUUCUGUUUUUAAAUUUCUGAUUUACAAUCUUAUGGGGAGCAAUUCCAAAUGUUGAUUCUUGUGUUUUCUGUUGAGAUCUUUGUUCUGUGUAUGUGAUAUGUUGUAUAAACUUUACUUUCUCGUCCAACUUGAUUUCCAUACCCUACUACAAUUUCUUACAGUAUGUCUGUUAUUAAUAAUAUUGUUAUUGAUUGAUGAAUAAUAAAAAGAGACAGCAGA